GUCUGUGCGUGGCUCUUGCUCGCUGGGGGUGGGCAGGAAGGCGGCGAGAUCCCCGGGUGGCAGCAGAGCUGGGCUCAGCGAUGCUUGGGUCUCUGCCACCGACUGACCGUGCAGCCUCGGUCACAUCCCUUCCCCUCCCAGAGGUACUUUCCCCUCGGCCUGCACGCUGCAUAAUGUGCUUGGAGCUGCACCUUGGGGGGCCGUGGUGGCCCGACCGUGGCAGGGGGCUCCAUCCACUUGCUCUCCUGGUGAGGACACACCGGGUGCGGGCACGGGUGCCAGCAGCAGCACGCGUCCCCGGCCAGCAGCAGCACGCAGGGCCACCAACGCCAGCGCCGUGCGGGCUGGCCCCAGGCUCCUCGGUGGGCACGGGCUGGUGGGGGCCCAUCAUGGUCCGUGGGGACGCUCGUCCUCACCCUGCUGGCGGUGCUGGUCGCGGUCGCAGUGGCGGCGGUGGCGGUGUCACCGGUGGCAGUGUCACCGGUGGCGCUGGCAGCGGCGGCUCCUCGGGGAGGGCCGGCGGGGGAGGCGCUCGGUGGAUCCGCCAUUGGCGCCGGCCGUGCCGUGGUUUCCUGCCGAAAUCACAUGGCUCUCGCGUUUCCAUGGAGAGUGGCCGGGGUGGGCGCUGCCAAGCGCCUGUGAGCCUUCCCUGCCUGCUCCCCGUCCAUGGGAGAGGAACAAAGGCGAUGCACCCAGCCAGGCCUGCUCUCGCCACCCGCGCCGUCCCCUGCCUCUCCUGGGACAUGGAGGCCCUCCAGGUCACACUCAACGAUGUCGCUGUCUGCGCGCCCGCAGCGCCGAGUCCUCGUCGCCAAGAUCAAUAGGAGCCAGUCGUUCGCCGGAGUGAACUCGACAGCGGACCGGCCCUUCAGGAACCUCUCGCCCUUCACGCCCACCGUCUCCCGCAAGACUGGCUCCAGGGUCAGUAGGAUGUUCUCAAUGUCCCACAAAUCCCCACCACCCAAGGUGCCUCAGCCCAACCGCCUGGAUGAGGUGUACGAAGCGCUCAAGAAGGGCUUGACAGCCUACCUGGAGGUACACCAGCUGGAACUGGAGAAGCUCAGCACCCAGAUCCGCGAGUCCAAGAGGAAUUCACGCCUGGGCUUCCUCUACGAUCUGGAUAAGCAAGUGAAGUCAAUUGAGCGCUUCCUGCGUCGCCUGGAAUUUCAUGCUAGUAAGAUCGACGAGCUCUACGAAGCCUACUGCAUCCAGCGGCGGCUCCGCGAUGGGGCCCACAACAUGGUCAAGGCUUACAGCACGGGCUCACCGGGCAGCCGAGAGGCACGCGAGAGCCUCGCUGAGGCCAGCAAGGGCUACAAGGAGUACACGGAGAACAUGUGCCUGCUGGAGAGCGAGCUGGAGAGCCAGCUGGGCGAGUUCCACGUCCGGAUGAAAGGGCUGGCAGGUUUCGCCCGGCUCUGCGCUGGCGACCAGUACGAGAUCUUCAUGAAGUACGGGCGGCAGCGGUGGAAGCUGCGUGGGCGCAUCGAGGUGAACAGCAAGCAGGUGUGGGACAGCGAGGAGAUGGUUUUCUUGCCUCUCAUCACCGAGUUCCUCUCCAUCAAGGUGACGGAGCUAAAGAGCCUGGCCAACCAUGUGGUGGUGGGCAACGUGUCCUGUGAGACCAAGGACCUCUUUGCAGCUCUCCCCCAGGUGGUGGCUGUGGAUAUCAACGACUUGGGUACCCUCAAACUCAGCCUGGAGGUGACCUGGAACCCCUUCGACAAGGAUGACCAGCCCUCGGCAGCCAGCAGUGUCAACAAGGCCUCCACGGUGAACAAGCGCUUCUCCACCUACAACCAGAGCCCGCCUGACACGCCGUCCCUACGGGAGCAGGCUUUCUACAACAUGCUGCGGCGCCAGGAGGAGCUGGAGAACGGCACAGCCUGGUCCAUCUCCUCCGAGUCGUCGGACGACUCCUCGAGCCCCCAGCUGUCGGGCAGCGCCCGCCACGCCGCCAAGCCCAUCGUGCAGCCCGAGGUGCAGGCCUCGGCCCCCGCCAUCGAGAUCGCCUUCUCCCAGCAGCAGGAGGAGGCCGGGGCCAGCGGCAGCGUCCCUGCCGGGCCGGCUCUGCCGGGGCACCCGGAGGAGCAGGGCGGCCGCAAGAAGGACCCGGUGGCCAACGGGCACGUGCCCUACGCCCGGACUCUCAGCCACAUCAGUGAAGCCAGUGUGGACGCGAGCAUGGAGGCCAAGGCUGUGGAGAGCCUGUGGGAGCCCUCUCCCAGCCCAGAGGACCCCAGUGCGGGCGAGCCGGAUGCGGACUCCCUCCCUGGCGCCUCAAACUCGGUGCCAGAGGCCUGGGCAGAACAGGACAAUGGCCCCGAGGCCAAGCCCCGUGCUGUGGUGGCGUGGGCUGAGACUUGUGAGAUGGAGGCUGAGCCAGUGGCAAGCUCGGCACCCAGCCCGGCACUGGCACAGGAGGUUUGCGGCAGCGAGGCCCCCGCGCCGGCCGCGGUGCUGGCACAGGCCCCCGCCGAAGAGGAGCCCGUCCUCGCCCCACACUUGGCCGCCAGCCCCCCAGCAGUACCACGGGUGAAGGCCGUGGACUCAGGGCUGGAGGAGGCCAUCAGCCUCCUGGCCUCAGCCCUGGAUGACUAUCGGGGACAGUUCCCAGAGCUGCAGCCCCUGGAACGGGAGCUCAAACACCUGGAAGAGAUCCUGCUGGUGAGGAGGCUCAGGAGUCCACACAGUAGUUGGGGACAAGGGGCAAGGAUGGUGGGGCCAUCCCUGAUGGCAGUGAACAGGGACAAGGGUGGUGGGGCCAUCCCUGAUGGCAGUGGCCAGGGACAAGGGUGGUGGGGCCACUUUGGCUGCCUUGCCAAGACCUGUCCGUGCCAAGACCCAUCCAUGCCAUCCCUUCCUCCACAGCACAAGCAGGGUGUGUUCCUCAGCCGGGCCUCAAGCAUCAGCCUCACAGUGGAGCACGCUCUGGAGAGCUUCAGCUUCCUCAACACCUCGGACAUGGAGGACUCAGAGGGCUCCGAGGAGGAUGCUCUCCAUGACGAGAGGAGGGCCAGCAGAGCCCGGCGUGGGAGCAGGGCCCCCAGCGCUGGUGAGGUGGGAGCAGAUGACGCAGGGACAUGCAGUGGCUCCGAAGGCAGUGCUGACCCCAUGAGCACUGGCAACGAGUUCCUGGAUAAGGCCCUGGUGCUUCACCUCCACAACUGCAACCGCCUGCUGCUGAAGCUGGGCACCUUUGGGCCCCUGCGGUGCCACGAGAUGUACGCCCUGGACAGGCUGCUGCGGGAGGCGCAGGUGCUGGAGAUCGUGUGCCAGCUGAUGGAGGAGCGAUUGGAAGCAGCCUGCUCUGCUGCCGGAGUGGUGCAGUUCUCGACGCGGAAGGAAGGGGUGCUGCCCCUUUGGGACCGCUGCGUGGAGCUGCCCAACGUCUACACCUGCCCCGUGGAGCGGUUCCUGCAGGUGCUCAGCGCCCAGUAUGCAGCACCCAUCAACGAGCGGCACCCAGGACUGGCUGAUGCAGUGUGUGUGAAGCUGGUGGAGGAUGUGCUGAAUCGGCGGCUGCCCCGGCGGCCCGGCGGCACCCAAGGCGAGCAGGUCACCGUCUUCCAGUACUGGAGCCACUUUGAGUCCCUUGGUGCCCUGGUGCUUGACACCUACGUGAUGGAGCUGGCGGAGGAAGUGCUGCUGGCGCAGAACCUCAACUCAGACGACCAGGACGUGGUGCUUCGGGCGCUGAAGCGUGUGCCCGAGGGCCGCCUGAAGAAGGAAGGGCUGAAGGCGCUGAGCCUGCUCCUCGUGGAGGGCAACAGCAAGGUGGUGAGCGCCGUGUCGGCCCAGCUCCGCAGCCUGGCGGAAAACCCCCGCUUCCGCCAGCGGGCCCUUGUGUGCUACCUGGACCAGCUGGAGGAUGAGGAGGUGCAGACGCGCGUGGCCGGGUGCGCGGCGCUGGGCUGCCUCAAGGCCAAGGAGAGCAUUGAGCAGCUGGUUUACCUGUGCCAAACCGACAAGGAGCCCGUGCGGGAGGCAGCCAAGCAGAGCCUGAUGCUGUGUGGGGAAGAUGGCAAAUCAGCUCACCGGCGGCUGGAGGAGACCCUGGACAGCCUCCCGAGGAUCUUCGCGCCAGCCAGCAUGGCCAGUACAGCUUUCUGAGACGCCGCACGAAGCCACCCGCCAUCCCUCGAGGGCAAAGGCACCGCUGGGCUACCUGGGCUUGCACGGACUGGGCCCAGCCAGGAGCCAGCAGCCCCCAGCUCGCGGCAGCACAGCGCAGUAUUACCCCCGCCGGCAGCUGGCCGCGGCCGCACACUGCCUUACGGAGCACCGCUUCCCCUGCCCCCAGACACUAGCCAUGCGGGGUGCCACGUACGCACCCCCAGGCGAGGAGGGGGGGAGCUCGCCGCACGUCCCACCCUUCUAUUGCUAUUUAAAAUACACGGGGAAAACCGCCCUUCCUGCCCCACCGCCGGGAUCGGAGCGGCAGGGAGACGUACUGGAUUUCUCUGCCUCCUGCCUUCCUGUCGCGUGAGGGCACGUGCCCUUCCCCGGAAGGACCUGCACUUUGGAAACGACGCCGUUUCUUUCCAGGAGUCGCCUGGGCUGUGGGGACUGCUGCCCUUUGCCGCCUGGAAGUCCCCAGGACUUAAAUAAAAUGAAAUAUGAGAUAUUAAUAUAUUCUGCUGGCGUUUCUUCUUUCCAGCUCCACGUGCUCCUGUCCCUCCCCAGUGGUGGCUGCAGGGAGUGUAGCGAGAUAACGGCCCCAGCCCAGAGCCCUUCCUGCCCUGCUGGGAAGCGCUGUGGAGGGCAGGGGCAGGAGGAGUGACAGAGGGACAGACAGACGGACGGACGGAAGCUGCCACCUUUUUUUUGGUUUUAUUUUAUUUUUUAUUUACAGAUUUUUGCAGAAAAACGAAAGCAAAAAAUUCUUUUUCUAUAAUGUCUCUAUAAAUCUAUAUAUAAUGUAAUUACAGAGAAUGACUAAUUUUGAUUUUAAACCAGAAAUAAAAACAAACCUUUAAUGAG
Messenger RNA from Cygnus olor (mute swan), 4983 nucleotides. RefSeq names its product RHO family interacting cell polarization regulator 1 (gene RIPOR1). The transcript has 21 exons. The coding region runs from base 667 to 4113 and encodes 1148 amino acids. Lineage: Eukaryota; Metazoa; Chordata; Aves; Anseriformes; Anatidae. The record is from RefSeq and is a predicted model, not a curated record.